Magnolia sinica is the source of this 4756-nucleotide messenger RNA. RefSeq lists its product as uncharacterized. The coding region runs from base 343 to 4290 and encodes 1315 amino acids. The transcript has 8 exons. Lineage: Eukaryota; Viridiplantae; Streptophyta; Magnoliopsida; Magnoliales; Magnoliaceae. The record is from RefSeq and is a predicted model, not a curated record.
CAUCUUACAGAAGUUACAGGAGCACAUCUUCAACCCUUUACCCGUGCGCACUGCGCACCUCUCCAAACCUGCACCGAUAGGGUCUUCCUCUAUUGAGGCUGAUAUAAACAGCAGAAAUCUCUCUCUCUCUCUCUCUCUCUCUCUCUCUCUCUCUAUAAAACCCUAACAACCGCAUCGAAUUCUUAUUUUCGUUUCCUAUCUUUCAUACACCUUCCGAUCUACAUCGAUCCGAUUUCGAUCGAACCGCACGUCCCGAUAACAGAUUCGAUCUCUCUAUCGAUCAAGAUAUCUGACGGCGGAGAUAUGGAGAGCUCGAGGACCGGUUCUCCAAGAGAUUGAAAAAUGCCCGGCCUCGCACAGAAGAAUGCCGAGUUCUGUAAUUCUCCCCUGUCGUCUGUCGGAUCGGUUUCGGCGAACGGAAUCUGGUCUAAGCACAGAGCUGAUAUCACCUUCGAUCAACUCCAAAAGUUUUGGAGUGAGCUGUCGCCUCAUGCCCGGCAAGAACUUCUUAAGAUCGAUAAGCAGACACUCUUCGAGCAAGCUCGGAAGAACCUUUACUGUUCUAGGUGCAAUGGGUUGCUGCUUGAAGGAUUUUCACAGAUUGUCAUGUAUGGGAAAUCUUUACAGCAGGAAGGUGCAUGUGUGCUCCUCACCAGCAAUCCCAGGGCAUCAAAAAACCAGAUUGAAAAUGGAUUGGAUAUGAUGUCUUCCAGCCGCCAAGAUGAUGCUCAAGAUCCAUCUGUCCAUCCUUGGGGAGGUUUGGCUGCGACCAGAGAUGGCAUAUUGACCCUUUUAGACUGCUUUCUCGAUGGGAAGUCACUCAUCGCUCUCCAAAAUGUCUUUGACAGUGCACGUGCAAGGGAACAUGAACGUGAGUUGCUUUACCCUGAUGCCUGUGGUGGGAGUGGCCGGGGUUGGAUAAGUCAGGGAAUGGUUAAUUAUGGCAGAGGGUAUGGAACCAGAGAAACAUGCGCUCUGCACACAGUCAGGCUUUCUUGUGAUACAUUGGUGGAUUUCUGGUCUGCACUGGGGGAUGAAACUCGGCAGUCUCUCCUACGAAUGAAAGAGGAGGAUUUUAUUGAGCGGCUCAUGUACAGGUUUGACAGCAAGAGGUUUUGCAGAGAUUGCAGACGGAAUGUUAUCCGUGAGUUCAAGGAGCUGAAGGAACUGAAACGCAUGCGGAGGGAACCUCGCUGCACCAAUUGGUUUUGUGUUGCAGAUACUGCCUUUCAAUAUGAGGUAUCUGAUGACACGGUCCAAGCUGAUUGGCACCAAUCCUUCACCGAUGCAGCUGGAGCAUAUCAUCACUUUGAAUGGGCUGUUGGAACAGGAGAAGGACAAUCUGACAUUUUGGAGUUUGAAGAUGUUGGUAUGACUGGAAGUGUUCAAGUGAAUGGCCUUGAUCUUGGUGAUCUGACCUCGUGCUUUAUCACAUUGAGGGCUUGGAGGCUAGAUGGUCGUUGCACUGAACUUACCGUGAAAGCCCAUGCAUUGAAGGGGCAACCAUGUGUACACCGUAGGCUUAUAGUGGGGGAUGGAUUUGUCACAAUAACAAAAGGGGAGAGCAUCAGAAGGUUCUUUGAGCAUGCAGAAGAAGCCGAGGAAGAUGAGGAUGAUGAUUCCAUGGACAAGGAUGGAAAUGAGCUCGAUGGAGAUGGCUCUCGUCCCCAAAAACAUGCCAAGAGCCCUGAACUUGCUCGAGAAUUUCUUCUAGAUGCUGCAACUGUUAUUUUCAAAGAGCAGGUAGAAAAGGCUUUUAGAGAAGGAACAGCCCGGCAAAAUGCACAUAGUAUAUUUGUUUGUCUUGCCCUGAAAUUGCUGGAAGAGCGUGUCCAUGUUGCAUGCAAAGAAAUCAUUACAUUAGAGAUGCAGAUAAAGCUUCUUGAAGAAGAAGAGAAAGAGAAGCGUGAAGAAGAAGAGCGCAAGGAGAGGAGAAGAAUAAAAGAAAGAGAGAAGAAGCUCCGAAGAAAAGAGAGGCUAAAAGGAAAAGAAAGAGAGAGAGAGAGAAAUUGCAGUGAAUCAAAGCAACUUCCAAAUGCUUUGAGGGAGUCAGCAAAAGAGUUAUCCUUGAACAAUCACGAGGAGGCACAUACCACUUUAUACUCAGGGGAUAUGAAUAGUGCAGGGAGAGAUAUUACAGUAGCCAGCACCUGUUCUUCUGAUGUCGUCGAUGAAGAACCCUCAAAUGGGUGCACCGAUUCAAAGCCAAAAAACCUAAACGAUGAAAGUUUACAGCAUCCAUGCAGUUUUGGUGGAGAGAUCAAUGCAAAGGAUGUAAAUUCUUUUACAAUUGAGCAAUCAAAAGCCUCUCGACGGAAAUCGAGAUUCAGGAAGGAUUCUCCACUAGAGCAGGCUUCGAGAUGGCGCGACAGACGGAGAUCUGCCGUGGGCAACGACUAUACCGCUCAGUUGGAUGAAUCUGAGCCAAAGGUACGUGGCUACAUGGCAACUUCUAGGUGUGUUAAUGGGCCAAACAGACAAUCAAGAAAUGGUACUGUGAAAACCAAUGCCAGAAACUGCAGCAUGAAGUUUGGUGACAAGUUACAAUGUUCCAACAACAGAAUACGUUACAGAUAUGGCGUCCAUUCCUGCAGCUGUAACCUGCAUACUGAUUACAGAGGAAAGGAGGGACAUCAUGUUUCUAUGAUCAGAUCGAGUAAGGAUUUCAGAACUCCGAAUAAGCCGGAAUCUUCAUUGGAGAGGCCAUUCUAUCGCAGCAGCAAGUACAACCAUGGAUGUUAUAUGUCUGAUAGCUGUGGAAUCCCAAAAGUCAAGCUUCUUACUGGCAAUCUUCAAUCAAUCAAGGGAGACGUCCUCCAUACAAAGAAAGUAUGGGAGCCAAUGGAAUCAAGGAAAAACUGCCCUAGAAGCAACUCAAACCCAGAUAUUACCUUGAGGUCUCCUACUUUCAAGGUUGAUGCAUGCAAAGGAGGUAUGGACGAUGGGAAUGAGAAUGGACACAACCCACGUGGGAAUGCAUGCAUGUCAUUUGAUGAGCAGCUAUUGUCUGAUUUUUCUGGAAAUUCAGGCAAAGGUGAUGCUUUGAAUGGUAGGAAGACAUCAAAUAGAUCUAAUCCAGGCAUGCAAAAUGGCUUCAAGAAUGGGUUUUGCCUGGGAAUGGAGUCCCUUUACUGCUCAAUAGAUGCUGCUGAUGAUUGUGGGUCAUGUCAUGUCAUUUCGACCCUUGCUGUGAAUAAUGCUUCCGACCCCUCAAUGAGCAAUUCUAGUUCAGAUAACUACUCAUCAUGCCUUAGCGAGGGAGACAGUUGUACUGGUUCUUCAGGUGCUCAAAAUGCAGAGUCUUUGUUGAUGUCUGAUUCAGAAGAUGCAAGCCUUCAAUCAGAAGGCAAAGAAAUUGCAUGUAGUGGAAGUGCGCCCAUUGAUUGCCGAGGUUUGGGGAUGGAUGAGAAGAAUAAGACAGGUGGGCAGAAGUCUCUCACUAGUGGAAUGGGUGCUGGGUUUCGAGCGGAGGCUAGAUGUAUGGUUCCAGGCAAUUUUCAGGGGGACCCACCCACAAAAGAUGUCCACCACUGUGACAAUGGCAGAAUCAUGGUUAAUAUGGGUUCCCAGCAGCACCAUGUGCUACCAAUGCAGAACCAGUGCAUACAUUUGCCUGUUUUCGGUGCUCCUAUGCCCAUGAAUUAUUAUCAUCAAAGUGCUGCUGCUUGGGCAGCAGCUCCUACUAAUGAGUUGGUGCCGUUUCAUCAGCCCAGUCACUAUCUGUACACUAGCCCACUUGAUUAUCGUCUGUCAGCAAACCAAUCAUCACAUUUCUGUGCGCAGUAUGGUCCUCUACAACCUCUAACCAAUCAUCAUACUCCGGUGGUUACCGUGGGCCAGCUUCCUUUGUACCAGAUGGAAAACAAAGCCAACAUUGUCGACCCAAAAGAUGACACCAAGAAUUGUACCCCAGGUGGAGCACGAGAAGCUGUUGGUGUAGCUGAUACGGCAUUGGCAGAGUGUCGUCAACCUCUUGAAAGGCCAUUUCGUAACAGACGGAUCCCACAAGAAGAACCGUCAUGUGGACAAGAUGGAAAUGUCCGGGACCUGCUCAAAUCCCAUAAUGAAGGUCCAACCUUUUCGUUAUUUCAUUUUGGUGGCCCUGUGGCAGUGGGUGCAGGUUUCUGCUUGAAUCAAGUGUCUCUGAAAAAUGAAGCUGCUGGUAAUUCUUCUUCAAAACCACCGGCAGCUCCCGUUCAGGGCGAAUUUGCCUGCUCUGAGAUGGACACAUCUGUUGAAGAAUACAGCUUGUUCGCAGCAAGGAAUAGAUCUCACUUUUCAUUCUUUUGACAAUCAAGUGAGAAACAGUGCCAAAGGCUGCAGGAAAGCUGAGUGGGCCACUAUUGCAUUUAUUACAGAAGUUUGAGAGCCGAUGCUCAUCUUCCCCAAGAAUUUACCAGUAAAUCAACCCCCCCCCAACAAAAAAAAUAAAAAAUAUUCUCUGAGAAUUUCAAUUCAGUCUAUAUUCAUCCCUGUUUGAUUCUCAUUCGUACAGUAGUUCUUAUUUUCCAUAUUGUAUUGAAAGGUAAAAAAAGGCGUGUGGCAUAAAACGUUUUUGUGUCUGAGGUUUUUCAGUAUUGAUGAAGCAUUUGAGGUUGAUAUAACAGUCAAUGUGGAUAGUUCGCAUGCGAAUCAGUCUCUUUACAAGGCUUAUUUCCAUCUUUCCUUUUCUCUGCCUUUGCUAUACGUGAGAGGUACCUUAGUUCUAAAGAUUAUACCAAUGUGAAUCUUGAAUUUGAAGUGGUUUUGGUCUUCA